Molecule: messenger RNA, 1632 nt
Organism: Dichotomopilus funicola
Lineage: Eukaryota; Fungi; Ascomycota; Sordariomycetes; Sordariales; Chaetomiaceae
Exons: 1
Coding region: 1-1632 (543 amino acids)
Source: RefSeq, a predicted model, not a curated record
AUGGACACAUCAUCGUCCUCCAUCUUCCAAAGGUUCCGACGUCGAUACACCAUGUUACCAACGCACGACGCCAGCGACGACAUGGGACCUUCAUCGGCUGAACGCUCUCGAUCCCGCGAUGUCGAUGUCGAUGUCGAUGACGAUGACCACCCCCGAUCCAAACGCCCCAUCUGGAACUGGCACCGCAACCACUUCGGUGGCGCACUGCUCUUCAACACCGCCGCCUUCAUCCUGCCCGCCUUAUACGGCACACUGGCCAAGCUCUGGGUCGCCAACAUCGAUCGGGAUCUCGUCGUCACCACAGAUGUCUACACCUACAUCGGCACCAUCGCCGAGGUCCUAAACGAGGGCUUGCCUCGCGCCGCAUGGGUCAUCAUCGGCGACAGCGCAUCCAGGACCUGGACGCAACGGCUCGGUCUGACGCACACCCUCCUCCUCUUCCAAUCCGUUCUCGGUCUCAUCAUGAGCCUCGGUUUUCUCGGGGGCGCGGCCACGUUCGCCAAGGGCUUCGUGCCGAUCGAGGUGCGCGAUGCCAGUCUCACGUACGUGCGCAUCAGCGCCUUCUCCGCGCUUAGUUCCGCUAUCGAAACCGCCGUGGCGGCUGCGACCCGCACCCUGGAUAUGCCGGAUGUCCCGCUGGUUAUCAGCAGCACCAAGUUUGCCGUGAACAUCACGCUGGAUUUGUUGAUUAUCUCGUGGUUCCACGUCGGCAGCCAAAAGCCGACGAUCAACAUGCAGGCCGGGAUCCAGCUCACCUGCAACAUGACAGCUGCCCUGGUCGGACUGGGCUACUUCUUCUGGGCCACACGACGGCCCCCUCUCCCACACGGUGAUGGUGAUGCUCAGCAAUCCGAACCCACCAACACCAACAACAGCACCCGCCCGACCCUCCGCGCCCUCCUAAUCCUCCUCCGCCCGGGCCUCCUCACCCUAAUCGAAUCCGCCGUCCGCAACGCCCUCUACCUCUGGCUGGUAACCACCAUCGUAGCCCUCGGCACAACCUACGCCACAGCCUGGGGCAUCUUCAACACCAUCCGCUGGGGUCUCGUCAUGAUACCCGUACAAGCUCUCGAAGCCACUUCCCUUGUCUUCGUCGGCCACCGCUGGGGCGCCUGGCGACGCAGCAUUGGCACGACCACCCGCAAGCCCGGCCGUGUGGCGUUCCGCGGUACCAUCUUCCGGAUCGUGCAGCCCGCACUGUUGGCGGCGGGUAUUGCCGUUGCUAUUGAGGUUCCCGUGGCGAUUGCCCUGUCGCUGCGCGGGGCCCGGUCGUUUGCGCGGUAUCUGAGCGAUUCGGAUGAGGUGGCUGAGGUGACUGCGUAUAUGUGGCGGACGAUUGAUUGGUGUUAUAUCUUCUAUGCGGCCUCGACGCAGCUGGCGACGGUGGUGCUGGCGACGCGGCCGAAGUGGUAUUUGUAUCAGAGUUUGGCGAGUAAUUUGCUGUACGUGCUGCCAUGGGCGGUGGUGUGUCAGGUGGGGAGGUUAGAUACGGGGAAUGCGUGGACGUAUCAUAGUUUGGUGUUUGGGGGGAGUUUGGUGUUUAGUUUUGUGGAUAUUUUGGUUGUGGAUGGGUUGUGGGUGUGGAGUUUGAUGACGGGCAGGGCGAGGUUGGAGAGGGUGCGGCAGGCUUGA